Lemur catta (Ring-tailed lemur) is the source of this 2554-nucleotide messenger RNA. It is a transcript of the gene SLC9B2, whose product is annotated as solute carrier family 9 member B2. Gene Ontology annotation, biological process: proton transmembrane transport. The transcript is spliced from 12 exons. Lineage: Eukaryota; Metazoa; Chordata; Mammalia; Primates; Lemuridae. Gene Ontology annotation, molecular function: antiporter activity. The coding region runs from base 143 to 1756 and encodes 537 amino acids. The record is from RefSeq and is a predicted model, not a curated record. Gene Ontology annotation, cellular component: membrane.
CUGCACGCCCCGGGGGGCCGGAGAGCGGGGCGAGGACCCGGCCCUGCCCGUGUGUGCAUGCGUGUGUGCGCGCGUGUGUGUGCUGUCGUCAGAUGCCGGGAUCUUGUUCCUCUUCCCUCUAUCAUCUUCUUAAUUAUACAUCAUGAGGGAUGAAGACAAAGCAAUUGAAUGUGAAGAUUCAGAACCGUCCACAGGGAUGAGUCACACAGCCUCUGUGCAUCAAGAAACGCAGGAGGAGACAAUUAUGAACCUCAAAGGUACAGAUGGAAAUGAGCCAACAGAGGGAAGUAACCUAUUGAACAGCAGUGAAAAAAAGCUACAAGAAACACCCACUGAAUCAAAUCACUUACAAAGACUGAGACAGACAUUGGCUUGCCCUCCUCAUGGUUUACCGGACAGAGUAAUAACAAACGUCACCAUCCUUGUUCUUCUGUGGGCUGUAGUUUGGUCAAUGACUGGCAGCGAAUGUCUUCCCGGAGGAAACUUAUUUGGAAUUAUAAUCCUAUUCUAUUGUGCCGUCUUUGGAGGUAAACUUUUGAGGCUUAUUAAGUUACCUACACUGCCUCCACUGCCUCCUCUUCUUGGCAUGCUGCUUGCUGGGUUUCUCAUCAGAAAUACUCCAGUCAUCAGUGAUAACGUACAGAUCAAGCAUAAGUGGUCUUCCUCUUUGAGAAGCGUAGCCCUGGCUAUCAUACUGGUUCGUGCUGGCCUGGGUCUAGAUUCAAAGGCCCUGAAGAAGCUGAAGGGUGUUUGUGUCAGACUGUCCAUGGGUCCCUGUGUCGUGGAGGCCUGCACGUCUGCUCUCCUUGCCCACUUCCUGCUGGGUUUGCCAUGGCAGUGGGGAUUUAUACUGGGCUUUGUUUUAGGUGCUGUUUCUCCAGCCGUUGUGGUGCCCUCCAUGCUCCUUCUGCAGGGAGCAGGCUACGGUGUGGACAAGGGCGUCCCGACCUUGCUUAUGGCUGCCGGCAGCUUUGAUGACAUCCUGGCCAUCACAGGCUUCAACACGUGUCUGGGCAUGGCCUUUUCCACAGGCUCCACAGUUUUUAAUGUCCUCAGAGGAGUUUUGGAGGUGGUAAUUGGUGUGGCAACUGGAUCUCUUCUUGGAUUUUUUAUUCAGUACUUUCCAAGCAGUGACCAGGACAAGCUUGUGUAUAAGAGAGCAUCCCUUGUUUUGGGGUUCUCUGUGCUGGCUGUGUUCAGCAGUGUGAACUUGGGGUUCCCGGGAUCGGGAGGACUGUGCACUCUGGUCAUGGCUUUCCUCGCGGGCAUCGGAUGGGCCGGCAAAAAGGUGGAGGUUGAAAAGAUAAUUGCAGUUGCCUGGGAUGUUUUUCAGCCCCUUCUUUUUGGACUGAUUGGAGCAGAGGUAUCUAUUGCAUCUCUCAGACCAGAAACUGUUGGUCUUUGUGUUGCCACCCUGGGCAUUGCGGUAUUGAUACGAGUUUUGACUACAUUUUUGAUGGUGUGUUUUGCUGGCUUUAACAUAAAGGAAAAGAUAUUUAUUUCCUUUGCGUGGCUUCCGAAGGCCACAGUUCAGGCAGCAAUAGGAUCUGUGGCUUUGGACACAGCAAGAUUACAUGGAGAGAAACAGUUAGAAGAAUACGGAAUGGACGUGUUGACAGUGGCAUUUUUGGCCAUCCUUAUCACAGCACCAAUUGGAAGUCUGCUUAUUGGUUUACUGGGCCCCAGGCUUCUCCAGAAAGCUGAACAUCAAAAUAAAGAUGAAGAAGUUCAAGGAGAGACUUCUGCACAAGUUUAGAGAUGAAAGGAGAGAAUGCUGAACAUAAUGAUUAGAAAGCUGCUACUUUUAUCAAGAUGGAUAAUGAAGUAUGUAAUGUUUAAGCUUAAAAUCUGAUAGAACCAAAAGUGUGACUAUUCCUUUAAACAGCAUUUUUAGCCCUUGCACUUAACAUAUGAGUGGCAACGUUUAACAUCUCCAGCCCAAUUUGUCUACCUUUUCCCCCAAAUAUCCUUUCAUCACAUUUCUUAAUUUAUAUAAGGACAUAUCUACUUUAAUGUACUACCACAGUUUAAAAAUAGCUUGGGAAAGACCAACUCAUUAUCUUCAGCUAGGCAACAGCUUGCUUGAAUGUACUUUAAACUGUCACCGUUUCAUGAUUUGCAGUCACCUAGGCUCUAAUUCCUUGAAUUGUUUUUGGCUUCUCUUACUUUUGACUUUGUUUUUACACACCUCAGUGCAGUCCCUCAUCAAUUUCUACCCUCCCUUUCCCUGUCAAUGUGCCUGGUCUCCCUUUCUACCUCUUAUUACCUUUCUGUGAAUUAUUGUAACUGAUUGGUCCCUCCGAAAUGUUAACGUAUAUGGAGUGUCUUCAUUGAUCCACCCUCUUGCCUCAUCCAGAUGUAGAAAGACUUUAUCCUAUCUCCUGGCUGACAACCACGAGUCCUCCAUUUCACUGGCCCAUCUGAGUCUGCUUCCCUGUACAGUGUGACCCGAUCCAGUCCUUUCUGAUUCAUUUCUUGUGACCCACAUCUUCAGGCCCUUCCCGUUCUCUAGGUGAGAGAUAGCUAAUUUUCAAAUCUAUACCAGCCUCAUGAA